GAAAGAAACAAAACAAGCGGAGACUCUUUCUCCCCAUAAGACCAAAACAAAGUUAAGUUGUUAAUUGAUUCGUCAAUGGCAAAGAAAGCGCUUUUGAUCGGAAUCACCUACCCUGGAACCGCCGUCGAGCUAGGUGGCUGCGUCAACGACGUCCGUCGGAUGCAGAAAUGCCUUAUCGACCGUUACAGAUUUUCUAACAAGGACAUAAGAGUGCUGAUCGACACGGACAAAUCCAGCGUCAAUCCCACCGGCAAGAACAUCCGCGACGCUCUCAAGAAACUCAUCGCUGAAGGGGAGUCCGGUGAUGUUUUGGUGUUUCAUUACAGUGGACAUGGCACGAGACUCCCAACAGAGCAAGGGUUGUUCGACGCUACAAAUUAUGACGAGUGCAUCACUCCUUGCGAUCUGAAUCUGAUCAUGGACAAUGAGUUUAGAGACAUGGUGGCAGAAGUAAAAGAAGGAUGUCUCUUGACGAUAAUCUCGGCCUCUUGUCAUAGUGGUGGUCUCAUAGAGGAAGCAAAGGAACAGAUCAGGGAGAGCCACGUGAAUAAGCCUAAAUCUGGCGUCCUUAACUUCUUAGCUAGCAUUGUGAGGAGUUUUCUAACGACUUGUGGAAUCUCGAACGAUCCUCAUAGAGAGAGUGGAGGGGGCCACGAUAGUUUCACUAGAGAGACAGAGUUAGAGGACGGUGAGACGGUCGAUAUAAAAACAAGAUAUCUACCUCUAAAUAGCUAUAUAAGUCUUCUCAAGGAACAAACGGGUCAAACCGAUAUCAAUCAUGAGAAAAUCAGAGAGACACUUGUUAAAGUAUUUAGAGAAGACUCGAGUCCGAAUGUGAUGCUCUCCAAUUCAAUGAAAAGAAAUGGUCACAGAGGAUUGAUAAGUAUGUUUUUGGGAAAGCGCGAGGUUAAUGCAAAUGGUGCAAGAUCUGAAGUUAAAAGCAAGCUUCCGAACAACGGUAUUUUGUUAAGUGGAUGUCAAACGGAUCAAAGAUCAGAGGAUGUUUACGUGACAAGAACUGGAAAAGCGUAUGGAGCAUUCAGUGACGCGAUUCAGACAAUAUUGUCGGGGACGAGAAAAGAGAUAGCAAACAUGGAGAUGAUUUUGAGUAGCAAACAAGGAGAUGAUUUUGAGAGCUAGAGAGAUUCUCAAGAGACAGAAUUUUAGUCAACGGCCAGGUUUGUAUUGUCAUGACCGUCAUGUUAAUAAAUCGUUUAUCUGCUACACA
Molecule: messenger RNA, 1228 nt
Organism: Brassica oleracea var. oleracea
Lineage: Eukaryota; Viridiplantae; Streptophyta; Magnoliopsida; Brassicales; Brassicaceae
Product: metacaspase-8-like
Exons: 2
Coding region: 76-1140 (354 amino acids)
Biological process (GO): proteolysis
Molecular function (GO): cysteine-type endopeptidase activity
Source: RefSeq, a predicted model, not a curated record